AUGGAGACGGCGGCCACGACAUUCGCCUCUCUUGCAAUUCUAGGUCUAGCUGGAUAUGCGUAUCAUCGCUACUACAAAUAUCUGAUCCUGGAAAAAAUGGAGAAUGCUUUCAACCCUGGUGACCCUGCGCUUGAAAUUGCCGGGAUCGAGGAAGGAAAGCACCGGUUCAACCACGAAGAGCACUGGGUAGUCCGUGACGAGCAAGCCCGCAUCGACAGGAUUGUCUCUGGCCUCGGAGUCGGACGCUAUUACCUGUUGGUCGGGGAGAAAGGGACUGGAAAGACGUCCAUGAUCCUCGAAGCGAUGCGUAAAAUCAAUGGCGAGGGGUGCGCAAUGUUCGAGGCGCACGGAGACCUGGAAAUCUUCCGGAUCCGUCUGGGCAAAGCACUAGACUAUGAAUUCCAUGAAGACUACAUUGGAAGCUUAUUCAGCAUCAAGGGCCCCCGGGACACAACCGCUCUCCUGGAUAUUGAGCGCGCGUUCAACAAGCUAGAAAAGGUCGCUUUGACUAGACGGCGCACGAAGAAGAGCCCCUUGAUUCUGAUUGUCAACAGCGCACACUUAGUUCGCGACGAUCAUGAUGGCCAGGAUCUUCUUGAGGUCAUUCAGCAACGAGCCGAGCAGUGGGCCGCAAGUGGCCUUGUCACGACGAUCCUGAAUAGCGAUGAUUACUGGGUAUACGAACGCCUCAAACGCUAUGCGACGCGCAUGGAAGUCAUCCCCGUCAAAGAUUUACCAAAGGAGCCGGCCAUGGAGGCUCUGAAGAGAUACCGCAAGCAGUAUUUUGGUGAAGAGCUUUCACCUGAAGACCUAGAGAAGGUGUACGACGCUGUUGGAGGGCGGUUGUCCUUCUUGAAUCGGGUGGCCAAGGCCCCCGACUACAAGAAACUAUGCCGAGAUAUCUGCACGGCGGAGAAGACAUGGUUCCUCAACAAGUGUUGGAUCCUGGGCCCCGAGAUGGAUGAUGAUGUGAUGGACCAGCAGAAAUAUGCGUCUGCCGCGAUGGUGCUGGCCAAGGCACUUGUGGAAGAGGAAAAGAAGAUGAAGCAUGUCUACCACCCGGAGCUAGGCCACAUCCUCCCCGAGAUCCCCCUCCACGAAGCCCGGCAGAUCAUGACGAGAGCCGAUUUCGUUCAGAGUUAUGAUCAUGAAAACAUCUUCACUAUCGACUCUCGAGCCAUGGUUCGAGCCGACUCGGUUCCGAUGCAGAACGCGUUCCGUGAAAUCUGCAACUGGCCAGGGUUCGAUGAGCACUUAGAGGGCACACUGACGCGUAUUGGAGACAUCGAAAGUCUCGGACGUACGCGCGAAUUGACGAUUAAAGACCUAUGGAAUCAGGGAAAAUACCAGCUGGUCAUGCGGGAUAGCAAGGGUCGUGAGCAAGGCGCGGCGGAGUUUUCCGUGUUAUUGUUGACUAUUUUACGGGCACACAACCACACCUUUCUGAACAAACACGACGAUCAGAUUCGAACCAUGUCCCCGCGCAAGAAAGAAGUGCUGUCCUCUGUGACAAUAACCCAGGAGCCCAGCGCCAGUGCGCAGCCCCACCACAAGACGCAGUUGGAGCGGGUUCCACCCCCAGCGCGAUUCCUUUUGGCCGUUGUCAGCAGUCUAGCUCUGAGCUCUGGCCUGUUUACGCUCAUGCCGAUCGUGACCCGGGGCGAGCUCGGCAAUGUGAGCAAGCACCUCGAGACCUGGUGGGAAGUGGGAGGGUUGAUGGCAUGGAAGGCCGUCGAGGUCGGGCUGGCCUGGAUUCUGGGAUACGAUAGCCAUGACGUCUGCUCCUUCACCUUCCUCACCCAUCUUCCGACCUACUCCCUCCUCUCCACCUUCUACGGUGUGCGACCGACCACCGUCCUGGCCUCGUAUGCGAUCACCAUCCUCUCAACGGUCCUCCCCUUCGCCCUCCUCCGCCGCCCCAACUCUUUCCACGACCUCGCCCACGCGAGCUCGGAGACCGUCUCCAACCGCCUCAUCCUGCAAGACCGCGCCACAACCGCCUACACGACCAUGGUCGCGACUGCGAUCUUCACUGUGGCCCUCUCUCUCAGCUACGCCACCCCGUGGCUGCCCACCAACCUGGUUCUCCACUUCGAGGGCAUCCCCGACAUCUCCGCCGUGCAUGCCGGACCCGCCGGCCUCCCAGCUCUCUUCGUGACUCUCCUCCCCGCUGGCUGGGCGGCGCGCGACUUCCUCUUCGCCAGCUCGACCGGCGCCUCUGCCGCCCGCGACAAGAAGGCUGAGAAGACCACGAAACCCUCCAGCUCCGCCCAGGACGGCGAGUACCUCGCAUGCGCCGUCUACCGCAAGACGUGGGGCACCUUGUCCCUCAAGACUCAGGUGCUGAUCUCGCGCACCGUUGUUCUGGCCGGUAUGUUGCUCGCCAACACGGUCAUCCAGGUCGCAGGCACGGUGAACCGCGUGAGCGUGGAGGGCGCCUCGGCCUGGGGGCUGGUGUGGGCCGCUGCUGCGGUGGUGAACGGAUUGAUGUUUGGAUGGAUCGAGUCGGUGGACGGCGUAUGA
Aspergillus japonicus CBS 114.51 is the source of this 2523-nucleotide messenger RNA. Its product is annotated as ATP-binding protein. The coding region runs from base 1 to 2523 and encodes 840 amino acids. The transcript has 8 exons. The record is from RefSeq and is a predicted model, not a curated record. NCBI's taxonomy places the organism in Eukaryota, Fungi, Ascomycota, Eurotiomycetes, Eurotiales, Aspergillaceae.